CACAUUUCAACAUGGAGAAGCUGUUGAGAUAGGUAAUGCAGAGAAUUUCGGGUGCAAAUGUUUGGCGAAGGUUCUCUCCUUGUAAAAGGAAAUGAUUACUCUCGCAAAGAAGAUUAAAGAAGAGCGGGAUAAGAAGGAAAAGGGUGAUCACGGGAUAGGAAACACGAAAAGCGGGAGAACAUCUAUUCGCGACAAAUUGCUCACGAAAGAAGUGACAGAACUCGAGGAAAAUGUACCGGAAUCCUGUCAAGUUCACUUCAAGGAUCCAAACAUUCUUCAUGAGUUCACUCUGACUGUAACACCAGGAGAGGGAUAUUGGAAGGAUGGAAUUUUUAUAUUUCAUAUUAUGAUACCAGAAGAGUAUAACAUAAAGCCACCUAAUGUUUGGUGUGAAACAAAAAUCUGGCAUCCAAACAUAAGUGAGAAUGGUGAAGUCUGCUUGAGCUUGUUGAGGGAACACACUCUUGAUGGGUCUGGAUGGGCCCCAACAAGAAAAUUAAAGGAUAUAGUGUGGGGCCUGAAUUCUUUAUUUACAGACUUGUUGAAUUUUGAUGACCCACUUAAUGUAGAGGCUUCGGAAUUAUAUUUCAAGAACAAGGAAUCAUUUAGAAGAAGAGUUGAAGACUACAUCAGACUGUAUGCAUCCCCUAGAAGAUAACAAAUAACACAGCCAGCUGCAUGGAAUCAUCAGCUCCUGGGUGUCGUUGGUCUGUCAGAUAAAUUAUUUAUCAGUAGCAAUAACUGUAAGAGUUCAUAGAUCGAUUUUGUAAGUACUGUAAGAAUAUAAUAACGCCAAAGUUUAUUCUGGAUGGAGUGUCGGUAAAGCAAUGUUCCCAGAAGAGUGAAUCUACAGUGUACUUCAUGUAUCUAGUGAGCUGCGUAAUGUUUAGUUCAUUUUAUUUAUAAGAUCACGAGUUGAUAUGUGUUUUCCUUUUUUCUUUCAUUUCUUCGCUUAUUCCUUCUCUUCUUAUAUCUGUGACUUCUCUCAGACGUUUGUCUAUCUAUCUGUCUGUCUGGCCAUCUGUCUCUGUGUGUCUAUUCAUCUGUCUAAAUAAUUUGGAUAUAUCAACAAAGUUGAAAUGGUAAAUUGGCCACCGUAACGAUUACAAAGGCUGACGUUUC
Messenger RNA from Stylophora pistillata, 1122 nucleotides. Its product is annotated as NEDD8-conjugating enzyme UBE2F. The record is from RefSeq and is a predicted model, not a curated record. NCBI's taxonomy places the organism in Eukaryota, Metazoa, Cnidaria, Anthozoa, Scleractinia, Pocilloporidae.